AUGCGUAACGAAGAUCCAGGUCCAGUGCUCGACCGCCUCUACGCCAUCGACACCGACCACGUUGACGUAGCGCGAUCGGAAGCGGGGGUAUUUGCUCAGCAUGCCGUAUCUCUGAGCGAGGGUAUGGCUGAGCCUCUGUUCUAUCGACGCCGUGGUAGAAACACCGGGUACAAGGCUGGCAAUCUCAGGGAUUACCUCGACAACCACUCCAAAGGAGACGACUUCUUCGUCACUCUUGACUCCGACAGCGCUAUGAGCGGCGACAUACUCGUCCGGCUGGUUUCUAGCAUGGAAGAGAACCCCCUCAUCGGCUUAUUGCAGACCAUAGUCAUCGGUAUGCCUGCGGUCAGCGCGUUUACGCGGCUCUUCCAGUUCGGCCUGCGUCAUGGGGUGCGAACAUACAACAUGGGCUUCAGCUGGUGGGCUCACGACUGCGCGCUGUAUUGGGGUCACAACGCCAUCAUCCGUACUGAUUCCUUCCACAAGCAUUGCAUGCUGCCGAAGCUCCCUGGAGAGCCGCCGCUGGGCGGUUACAUCCUUAGUCAUGAUCUGCUGGAAGCAAUGUUCAUGCGCCGAGGCGGCUACGAGGUCCGAGUGCUGCCUAUCGAGACGGAAAGCUACGAGACCAAUCCGCCUACCUUUCUCGACUUCCUUCGUCGCGAAUUACGCUGGUGUCAAGGGACUAUGCAGUACUGGUUCAUGCUAAGCGAGCCUGGCAUUCAUCCAAUCAGCCGCUUUCAGGUAUACCAGACCUUGACCACGUACAUUGGCCAGGCUUGCUGCGUCUUGAUGACACUAGCAUGGAUCGCGAAGGAAGUCAUAGGAGAACCUAGCGUCGUUCAAAUGAGCCUCGUCUUUGGCUGGACUCCGCACCUUGCUCUCGCUGCUUUCGGCAUAUUCCCCAAACUUGCCGGUGUCUUCGAGGCUGUUACAACAUCUUCCAGGCGCUAUGGUGGCAGUUUUCGCUGCAUCCUCUCAACAUUUGUGGAGUUGUUCCUGAUGACUUUCAUCGCCCCGAUUACAGCUCUGGCUAUUGCGCUAUUCUUGGGUGGUCUACUCAGGGGCAAGUCCAUCGCAUGGGAUGGGCAGAACCGCGAUCGGCUCGGUCUCAGCUGGCGCGACAGCUUCCGUGUUCUGUGGCCGCAGACUUUUCUCGGUUUUGGAGUUUUACUUGCUCUUCGAGGGACUGCUGAGCUGGCGUGGGCUGUCCCAUCAGCCGUAGGUCUCUUCUUGGCGAUACCCGUUGCUGUAAUCACGGCGUCGCCCCGUUUCGGGGAUGCAAUCACUUCUAUGCGCCUCUUCGAGAUACCAGAAGAGGUUGAACUCCCGCCCUUGUUGUCUAAGCUUGUUCCAGCAGGGGUCGUAUUGAAGAAAAGGGGCUGA
Colletotrichum scovillei is the source of this 1383-nucleotide messenger RNA. Its product is annotated as glucosyltransferase. Gene Ontology annotation, molecular function: hexosyltransferase activity. The record is from RefSeq and is a predicted model, not a curated record. NCBI's taxonomy places the organism in Eukaryota, Fungi, Ascomycota, Sordariomycetes, Glomerellales, Glomerellaceae. The transcript is spliced from 2 exons. Bases 1 to 1383 code for a protein of 460 amino acids. Gene Ontology annotation, cellular component: plasma membrane.